GUAGAUGUGAAAGAAAAUAAAUAAAUAAAAAAAUAUGUGUAUUUUGUUAAGUAUCUCUAAGAAUAUUCUAAAAAGAAAAGAAAAAAAGAGUAAGUAGGGUAGAGAAUGGCCAAUCAAUGAGAUUUGACCCUAUCAUUAUUACUGUAAUCUCUAUCACAGCCGAUCCGAUCCUAAAACUUGCUUCGUUCCAACGAGUCUUCCCCGAAACAACGCUCACAAACCUCGUCCCUAAUCAACCGAAACACCACAACUGAUAAUCACUUUUCUCAGACCAAUUUGGUCAGACGAAUUAAUCACAACAAACUGCUUCUUACAAUCUUAACUCAACUAGGGUUCUUUAAUUUUAAGAGACAUGGCUCAUAAUGGCCUUCUUGUUCCAGCAGAAGCAAGAAUAAGCCCCCAAUCCCAUUGGACCGUCUUUGAUGGUACUGUUAAAGCUUUCCCACUUUCUCCAGAUGCUCUAAUGGUAGACAUUAAUUCUGCCAUAUCUAAUCUUGAAUUUUCACGAGCCACGGCUCUGUUGGAGUCACGCUCACCACCACCACCAUCAUCUUCUUCUUCUUCUCCUUCGAAAAAGAAGAGCUUUGAUUCGAGUAAAGUGGCUCAGAACUAUGAUGCUCGAAUGGCUGAUGAAGCCUUUACGGCAGGGUGUACGGCCUUCAAUGCUGGAAAACAUGAUGAGGCUCUUCGCUGUUUAAUUGUUUCGCUUUCCAAGUGCCCACCGGGUCAGACUUCCGCCAUUACUAAACUUCAAUCUCUUAUCUCUUUAACUUCUAAGCAACUUCAGAAAUCCACCAACUGAUGUUAAUACACUUGUUGGUUUGUUUGUAAAUUAGAUUAGAUGUUAACUCUAGUGUUUAAUCAAAGUUCUCAAAACUUCAAAUCUUCUUGUUCUUGUUUUGUAAGGAUCUUUUUGAUUCAUAAUAUGGUGAAAAAAAAGUUGUGUUAGUUUCUACUAAGCCCCUUUUAUCAAGAUAUGAUUUUUACAUCUUGGUAAUAGAAAAAGGGGAAAUUUUGGUUAUGACUAAUUGAGUUUUAUUGCUUUAUGAGCAUUGUAGUUAGCAA
This is a messenger RNA of Cannabis sativa, 1065 nucleotides long. RefSeq lists its product as uncharacterized. The coding region runs from base 353 to 802 and encodes 149 amino acids. The transcript has a single exon. The record is from RefSeq and is a predicted model, not a curated record. NCBI's taxonomy places the organism in Eukaryota, Viridiplantae, Streptophyta, Magnoliopsida, Rosales, Cannabaceae.